ACGUUAUCACUGAUACGUUCGACAUUUGUUGUUCUUCUUGUCGAACAUCGUUCUCUUGUAGUUCAUUCGUCGUGUUAUUAAAACGUUUGAAUACAAAUUGGAAAAAUGGUGAAUGUACCUAAACAGAGACGUACUUAUUGCAAAAAAUGCAAAGUACAUAAGGUACACAAAGUAACACAGUACAAAAAGUCAAAGGAACGUCAAGCUUCCCAGGGUCGUCGUCGUUACGACCGAAAACAAAGUGGUUUUGGUGGUCAAACUAAGCCUAUUUUCAGAAAAAAGGCUAAGACAACCAAGAAAAUUGUAUUGAGGAUGGAAUGUUCCGAAUGCAAAUACCGUAAACAAAUUCCAUUGAAACGUUGCAAGCAUUUUGAAUUGGGAGGUGACAAGAAACGAAAGGGACAAAUGAUCCAGUUUUAAGUCUAAACAUAUUUUUGUUACUUUUAAGACCAAUAUAUAAGUGCAUACUGCAAAUUGCUUUUUUUA
Molecule: messenger RNA, 486 nt
Organism: Melanaphis sacchari
Lineage: Eukaryota; Metazoa; Arthropoda; Insecta; Hemiptera; Aphididae
Gene: RpL36A
Product: 60S ribosomal protein L44
Exons: 4
Coding region: 106-420 (104 amino acids)
Biological process (GO): translation
Cellular component (GO): cytosolic large ribosomal subunit; ribosome
Molecular function (GO): structural constituent of ribosome
Source: RefSeq, a predicted model, not a curated record